This is a messenger RNA of Dinoponera quadriceps, 2552 nucleotides long. Its product is annotated as zinc finger BED domain-containing protein 4. Gene Ontology annotation, molecular function: DNA binding; protein dimerization activity. Lineage: Eukaryota; Metazoa; Arthropoda; Insecta; Hymenoptera; Formicidae. The record is from RefSeq and is a predicted model, not a curated record. The coding region runs from base 134 to 2038 and encodes 634 amino acids. The transcript is spliced from 4 exons.
GGUGCUUUAAGAAGAGAAAAUAGGUUAGGUGUGGAAUCGUGUCGCAGGGCGGACGUGAAAAUCUGAGGAAAUUUCAGAAGAAAGGGAGAAGAAACGCGAUAUCAUUUGUUGCCGCACGAAAACCGCCGCGGGAAUGCCGAAGAAGAGCAAGAUGUGGUUUUAUUUUAAGAGGUUAGACGACAGUACGGUGUCGUGCAAUUUGUGCAACAAGCACGUCAAGUCUUCCGGAAACACGACCAACAUGAUGAAACAUUUGAAUACGCAUAACAGAGACGCUAGUACAGACGAAAAGGACAACAAGUCUGAGGAACUGGAAUCGUGCACAAAGAAGAAGGCCACUAAGCAUAUACUUUACACCCAUUGGCCGGAAUUUGAAAACCCUGAUAACACUAAUUCUUCACAUCCUGGGACGAGUUUUGAGGCUGACGAGGAGCAAAAACCACUUCCUGUACAAAUGAAUGCAUCGCCUAUAGUCGCGGCUUUGGAAAAGAUGACCCGUUAUUCCGAUGACGGGGAUCGCUAUAUGCAGAUAACAGAUUCUAUCCUUUACUUCAUCUGUACCGACAACCAACCAUUCAGUAUCAUCCAAUGUAAGGGCUUCAAGCAUUUGAUGAACGAGCUCGUGCCGCUUUACAAAAUACCCGAUAAAGACACAAUGAAGAAGAGGCUGGACGAGAAAUACGACGUGGUGGCGCAUAUGUUCAAGCAAAAACUGAGCGAAGCGUCAUACGUGACCGUCUCUACUGAAAUUUUGACCGAGACAGCGCCCUCUAGAAGCUACUUGCGAGUGGCGGUGCAUUUCAUAGCGAGCGGAAGCAGAAAACUGGAGUCGGGCGACAUCGAGGUCAUCGAGUUGCUCGAACACACGGAAUAUUACAUAAGAUACACCCUGGUGAACGCCCUGACGAAGUGGGGCAUCGACACCGGCAAGAUCGUCGCGGUUGUGACGAAUAACGAGCCGAGCAUGGUCAAUGCAGUCACGCAGACCUUCGGUAAGGACAAGCACAUAAUCUGCUUCGCUCACACUAUCAACCUGGUGGUGGAGAACUCCAUGAAGAGCUGCGAAGGCCUCGACGACGUCAUCGAGCAGGUGAGAGCGCUCGUGAAAUUCGCGAAGAGCAAUGUUCACGUGAGCAACGAGCUGUGUCAACGGCAGGUGAACGCGGGCACGCCUGAGACCGAGGCCAAGAAGCUCAUCUUGGACGUCAAAGCCAAGUGGAACACCACGUUCCACAUGAUCGAACGAUUCGUCGAGUUGUGGAACACGCUCGGCGUGAUCCUCUACACGAAGCACGAGACUCCCAGGACACCCACCGCCGACGAACUGGUCACCCUGAAGGAGAUCCUCGACCUGCUGAGGCCGUUGGAGUUCGUGGCGCAGGAAUGUUCAACGGAGAGAUAUCUCGCGGUCUCGAAGGUGAUACCGCUCAUCAGUUGCGCCCUGACCGAGUACAAGAGGAGCACGCAGACGAAGCGACUGUCGCAGAAGCUGAAGGAGGCGAUCUUGGCCGAACUGGACGGGAGAUUCGGCCGCAUCGAGUUCGUCAACGCGGCCUCCUUCGCCACGAUACUCGAUCCCCGCUUCAAGAACAUACACUUCCGUGACGCGCAAGCUCUGGCCGAGAUCGUGUACCUGUUGCGCGACACGAUCGGCGAACUGUCGCACGCGAGCUCGUCCGGCGAGGCGAACGCCGAGCAGGAGUCCAAGUACGACCUCUGGAUUCACCACAGACUCUUGGCGCACAAGCCGAAGGAGGAGGACGAUGACGCGUCGCUCAAGGACGAGCUGUUCCUGUACCUGGCCAGCCCGCUCGCCUCCCUGAAGGACGAGCCCCUGGAGAAGUGGGAGAGCAUGAAGGCGCUGCAUCCCACGUUGUACAAGGUGGCGGCCAAGUACCUGUCGAUCGUCGCCACGUCCGUUCCCGCGGACAGCCUGUUCUCGAAAACGGGGGCCCAGCCGAGGGACCGAGCGGCCGGCAAGAGAUUGCACAAGCUGCUAUUCCUGAACUCGGUGGAUCCGGAAUACUGGUUCCAGUGAAUCGACCAAGCCGAUCUACUAUUUUUUUACUCAUUACGUCGGCUCUCAGAGAGCCCUAGUGACCGAUGAACCGCAACUUCGCGGAUAAUUACACGUAUCGCAUCUUCCCGUGGCGAGAAUCCGAAGCUUGUCCCACGAAAGAGAAGACAUGUACACACUCUCGCGAUGUAUAAAUUGUGUCUGGUUGUUAUGUGUGUGUAACAGUUAAGAGUUGACAUUACGCAGCGACAUUAUUUUUCUAAUAAAGAGCUGACGUCUUCGUCGCAGCCAUUGCCGUUUCAUCGUCGAUUCGUUAUUGCCGCGACUGCUUUGUUUACCCGGGACCUCUUAUCGCGCUGAUAAUAAUGUCGAUUCUUCUGAAGGGAAAAACAUUGCCGUUAGAUCUGACAUCAUCAACUGCCGAUGGCUCUUUAGAGAAUUCUAUCGGGAGACGUUUUCGAAAGCUGAUACAUCGGUGGCGAAAAAGUACUCGAGUAAACUGUCGACGGUACCGGAAGGAAGCUAUCGGUCGGUA